Messenger RNA from Rhipicephalus sanguineus (brown dog tick), 1797 nucleotides. Its product is annotated as proton-coupled folate transporter-like. Gene Ontology annotation, cellular component: membrane. The transcript is spliced from 7 exons. Gene Ontology annotation, biological process: transmembrane transport. NCBI's taxonomy places the organism in Eukaryota, Metazoa, Arthropoda, Arachnida, Ixodida, Ixodidae. The record is from RefSeq and is a predicted model, not a curated record. Bases 1 to 1680 code for a protein of 559 amino acids. Gene Ontology annotation, molecular function: transmembrane transporter activity.
AUGCCUCGGGAAGAAGCGAGCAGCCCGGCGGCCUGCGCGACGCGAGAGCAAGACGCGGACUCGUGCAGCAGCGCUGCGCCCACGUUGCGACGCCACCUCCUCAGCGAUGGCCACAACAGGUGUGGCGACGACGCCAUAGCCGCCUCGUCGCCGGGCGCUGCCGUGGCACCGGAUGUGGGCACCUGCCUGGCGUGCAGCAACGCUGUCGCCCUGCGCGCCGUCCAGCUGAGCGACGUCUGGGCGGCGCUGGUCAAAAGUCAGGCGCUGUGCGUCUUCCUCCUCGCCUACACGGUCUCCUACGCUAUGAGGCUGCUCAUCACGCAAGACUUGCUGCUGACCAAGACGUGCCUCUACCAUCUGGGCCUGGAGCCCUCACUAUGCGCAAACUUCAGCAACUUCUCGGACACGAAGAACGCCAUCGAGCGGGUGGCCAACAACUACUCGCUCUUCAUACUGCUCGUGCAGCUCACACCCGCCGCGCUUCUCUCCAUCUUUCUCGGACCCUGGUGCGACAAGUACGGCCACAAGCUGCCCAUUUUCCUGGCCACAUUGGGUGGCAUCCUGCAGGACUUGGGCACCAUCUACACCGUGGUGAACAUGGACGCACCUAUGUACCUGAACGUACUGUGCAGCCUGCCGAACGGCUUCAGUGGCGGCCUCGUCUGCGUGCUCACCGCCGUGUGCAGUAACGCAUCGCUCAACACUUCUGGCAGCAUGCGCACCAUCCAGUUCCUCAUUAUUCUCAUGUCUGCCAUGGUCGGGCUCGCCUUCGGCCAGUUCAUGGCGGGCCAGAUAUUUCGCGCCGGUGGCUACCUGCCGGUGUUCAUAGUUUCGGCUGGCCUGCUACUGGUGUCACUGGCCUGGGUCGUCGUCGUGCUCAAGAACCCUGCCGAAGCAGAGAAGAACCCGUGGCGAGCCAUGCUUCGCGACCUCAUGCAGCUGCGGAACUUCGUCGACGGCCUUCUCGUAUGCGUCCGCAGCCGGCCCAACCGUGGCCGUGCCCAGAUCCUGCUGCUCAUGAGCUCUAUGUGCACCAUCCUGUUUGUAUCGGAAGGCACACGAGGCAUCAACUUCUUCUACGCCAAAAAAAUGUACGACUGGGACGUGAGCAAGUACUCAGACAUCAACUCGGGAUUCCUGCUCUUCCGCAUGGUGAGCGUAUCAGUGUUCGUGGUGAUGGCCAACUUGCUGCUGCGUCUCUCGGACUGCACCAUCGCCUUCAUAGGCAUCUGCUGCGGCAUCCUGCAGGGUAUCAGCACAGGGGUGGCCACAAACGAAGUUCUGUUCUAUGUGAGCUACGUUUUGGGAACACUGGAGGCAUCGGCGCCCAUCGGCAUCAAGUCUCACGCAUCUAAACUCCUGAACAGAGACGAAACAACCCAGGUGUUCUCGGUGUGGAUCGCCGUGGAGGCGCUGACGCCCAUCGUGGCUUCCGUGUUCGGCUCGCAGGUGUACAACGCUUGCAUCAGCUUCUACCCUGGCCUGCCCUACUUUGUCUACGUGCUCUUCGAGAUAUACCCACUCGCCUCAGUCGUGUACUGCUGGUUCGUGUACCGAGAGCCUACGUGCGUCUGCUCAGCGCCGCCGCCCAAAAAUACCGAGUUCAUGGCGCCAGUGGGCGAGGACUGGGACCGCGUGCCCGUGGGCUCCUCCUACUCCAGUGGCACCGUCGACAAAUAGGGACUCACCAUCGCAAGCCUUACCACAAAGCCGCAUUCGCUUGCACCUUUCCUCCUCUCUCACGUCCUGCACUGCCCCUUCGAAACGCGGGCAUCACGUGAAAAGAGCCUUCGCCAG